Xiphophorus maculatus (southern platyfish) is the source of this 7757-nucleotide messenger RNA. Its product is annotated as up-regulator of cell proliferation-like. Lineage: Eukaryota; Metazoa; Chordata; Actinopteri; Cyprinodontiformes; Poeciliidae. Bases 122 to 4789 code for a protein of 1555 amino acids. The record is from RefSeq and is a predicted model, not a curated record. Gene Ontology annotation, molecular function: GTP binding. The transcript is spliced from 3 exons.
CAAAUAUAGAACAUGUUUUUCUUUCUAUUUCAGGUUGAAAAUAAACACAGGCAGUGUUGCAGUCUCAAUCUUCUUUCACCAGAAGUAAGGUCUCAAAGGAAGGACCCAGACCACAUCCACAAUGAAUCAACAACUCCCUCAAGGCUUGUUCAACACUCUUUCAAGACUUGGACUGAACAAAUUUUAUCCCAACAAACUUACUCUUCGCUGCCUGUUAGAGAUCAACAAAGACAACAUAAACACAAAUCCUGCUUCAUCACUGAAGGAAAUUCCAUGGUAUUUUCUCAAAAACCUCUUACAGAUCAAUGCUGAAUGUCGAAGUUGUGUGCAACUACCAGCCAAUGAUGAGGAAGAUGAUGAUCUCUUUAGCCUAGACCUUUAUACCGCAGAAGACACUCACAGUGGUGUUAAUGCUCUCGACCUGAUAGUAGCACUUUUCCUUUGUGCUGACAGCUUCUUGCAACAAGAAAUGGCUCUCAGGAUGUCAAUGUGUCAGUUUUCUGUGCCACUGUUGUUGCCUCAUAGCAACAACAGUCAGUGCAGCCUGAUGCUUUGGGCUCUCAGAGGCAUCGUUAAAGAGUGGCGUCCUCAUAGUUUAACUGAAUCAAAAGGUUUCAUUGAGGACACGAUUGUUGAAGCAAAUAUUCCAUUAUUUUCUUUUGUUCGCCUGAAAAACAGCAGUUUAUCAAAGUCCCAGAUGCUGAAUCUUGUUCUAAGCCGUGGGCAGCAGAGUCACAACAUCUUUAUGCAUAAAGACAUGGAGGACAGGGCUAUCAAAAAGGAAAUAGCAAAUGGACUUGUAGAGGUUUUCUGGUACCUUCCCUGUGGAAGAGAAAAUCUGGACAUUUUUCCAGAGCCAGUCGCAUUUGCUAAUCUGAGAGGAGACUUUAGUGAGUCACUUGCACAGUUUAGUUUUCUUGUUCAAGUUUCAACAGCUACCUUUGUGUUCCUGGACAAGGUUGAAGAAAAAGAGCAGGAAACUCUGAGUUCUUUCAAGGAUUUCAGGAGAAAUUUCUUUUUGGUUGUUAAUCGCAAGGAGGAUGGUGACAGUGAGGACAUGAAGUCUGUCAAGAGAACAAUAGAAAAGCUAGAUCUUCCAAAGAACAAUCUCAUCAGAAAAAACAAAACAGAAAACAGAACAUACUUCUCAAAAAAACUCUCUACUGCUAUAAAGACCUCACUGGAAAGUACAACCACAGAUAAAAUGACAACAGAUCUGAUGUAUGAAAAAGCAACAGAACUUGGUCUGUCUGUGGAUGAAAGUAAAAGUGAUGAAGAAAAGAAGGCAGCUGAAGAGAUUGUGAAAGAAAUUGGAGAACAAAGCAUUCCCAAAUACAAGAAGCUGCACCUUCCCUUGCAGGGAGAAAACUGGAAAAGAUUAUCCAAGUUAGAAAUAAAAGUCUGUAGACUAAAUGAGUACAGUGAUUUAGGAACUGAAGAGUACAAAUCUCAGCUACAGGAGGAGAAAACACAAAUCACAGAGGAGCAGGCAAGACACAACAUUUCCAAAGGAAUGAAAAGUUUCAUUGACAACCUUUUCACAGGUGACAAAGAAAAAAGAGAUUUCUUCUUGAAAUGGAUGAAACUUAAGCUUGAUGCACACUCUCGGGAAAAACUCUUACAACUGCGAAACCAGUUCAAAGAGCAAUGCAAGACAAAAGAUGCAGAACUUAUUAAAGAGUUAGAUCAAACUCUGCUGGAAAGCUCUUUAGGAAUUGAGCAUUUCAUGAGAGAGAUGGGACUGAUCUACGAGUUUUCACAGGAAACCACAGAGGAAAUCUCUCGUCUCCCUCAACUGGCUGCUGAAAUGGUGAUGGAUGGACAUCCUUUAGAGCUUCUGGAUGGAGACGCUUCCAACAUCCCAGAAAAGUGGGUGUCUGCUGUACUUAAUGAGGUCCAUAAGAAAGUUGGAAACAGGAGCCGAUUGUUGGUUCUGACGGUUCUGGGUGUUCAAAGUUCUGGGAAGUCGACGCUCCUCAACACCAUGUUUGGUGUCCAGUUUCCAGUCAGCAGUGGAAGAUGUACAAGAGGAGCUUACAUGAUCUUCCUCAGAGUUCAAGAGGAUUUGAAAAAUGAGCUGAAUUAUGAUUUCCUAGUUCUCAUUGAUACAGAAGGUUUAAAGUCUGCUGAUCUGGCUCAACUUGAGGACAGUUAUGAACAUGACAACCAGCUGGCAACCUUCGUCAUUGGCUUAAGUGAUAUUGCCAUCAUCAAUACAGCAAUGGAAAAUGUAACUGAAAUGAAAGAUAUUUUGCAAAUUGCAGUUCAUGCAUUCUUGAGAAUGACCCACGUUGGAAAAAAGCCUGCAUGUCAUUUUGUUCACCAAAAUGUUGCUGGAGUUUCAGCUGAUUCUAAGUGCAUUGCUGAGAGAAAACGUCUUUUCGACCAGCUCAAUGAAAUGACUCAGAUUGCAUCUGAAAUGGAAAAACUACCAACUAUUAAACAGUUCACUGAUGUCCUGGAUUAUGACAUGGAAAAAAACAACUGGAACAUUCCAGGUCUCUGGCAUGGCACUCCACCAAUGGCUCCAGUAAACACUGGUUACAGUGAAACUGUUGCUGAUUUUAAGAAAAAUCUUUUGGAGACAAUAAAGAGCAACAAAACCAGUGAACCUACUCAGAUCCCAGAGUUUCUAGAAUGGAUAACAAGUCUCUGGAGGACAGUUAAAUAUGAAAACUUCAUCUUCAGCUUCAGAAACACACUGGUGGCUCACGCUUAUGACAACCUGUGCAAAGCCUUCAAUCAAUGGGAAUGGGAGUUCAGAAAAGAGAUUUACUCCUGGCAGCAACAAACAGAGGUAGAAAUUUUAAACAUACACAAUGAUUCUGGAGUAGAAAACUGGAAUAAACUGGUCUCAGAAAAGAAGAAAGAACUUUCUACAAAGAUGCAAAAUGAGCAAAUGAAAAUGAAGGAAAAACUCAAUGAGUACUACAAGAGGAAGGACAGACGUGUAAACCUGAUAGAGAAGUACAAAGUUGACUUUUUCAACAGUAUCAACAGCCUUGUCAACGAAAUUGGGCCAUCAGUAAGAACUAAACUGGAUCGUGUUCUUGAACUGAAAGUAAGCCAAAAGAAAGCUCAAGAAAUACAGAGGAAAUACAGAGUUUUGAUUGAAGAGAACGUCAUGAGGCUCCUAUGUGUCUGCAAAAUGUCUAACCUGUCUGAAGAUCAGUUGACAAAAGAGUUUGAGAAGAUGUGGUCUGAAUCUACCGCUAACGUGUCUGGCUUAGAAGAACGAGACAUUGCUGGAUGCGUCCUCAAGCAGUUGAAAAAAAAUUUCUUUAAUCGAAAUGUAAACCAGGAAUUACAGAACACCGACCUAAAACAAGUAGGAAGGAGUCCUUUCACAGUCACAGAGGAGCAUGUAGACAGGUUUAAGGCUAAAUUUGUUGACAUGAAUAAUUUGCAGAUCUUCACAAAUAAUGUUAUUGAGUCGUGUACAGAAUAUCUUACUGGCAAAGUAAAAACACCUGAAGAUUAUCAUGACUCUUUCAUGAAAGACCUACUGGAAAAAGUUGACAAAAACUUUCAACAAAACUACAAGGAAUAUGAAACAAAUACAAAGUAUGAGAUUGACUUGAAGCUUCACAUUUGUGGCAUCGCUUCAAGAGAAUUCCUGGAAAUGCACCAAAAGUUUCUGUCAAACCUGAAUCCUCAGACACAGCUGGAGAAGUACAAGCCUGGGUACUUGUCAGACUUUAUUGAUUUGUACAAAGAAAGAGAUCAUUGUCAACGCAAAGCCAAUGACUACAUUGAGUUUUGUAUCAGACCAGCAGUGGAAGAUUUCAUCAGCAGAUCUCUGGGAGUAGACAUUGUGGAUGAGAUCUUAACGAGCCAUCAUUCUGCAGAGUACAGCUCUCGCUCAUUUUUCCAGUACAGCAUUCAGAAAGAGUUGCUGGAGAAGGACGACUUUGAAUGUUUUGUAAAGUACAUAAAUAACUAUGAGAUAUAUGUCAAAAACUGGAUAUUCCAACACAUUCAGCAGGAAAUGACACGUGAGAACACAUUGUCCAAACUGAAGAACAACAAACUUCAGGUCAUAAUUAAGAAAGUUACUGCUGCAAUAGAAGUGGCAUCAAGACAACCAGGUGGAGCUACUCUGCCAAACAACAAUGAAAGCAUCGAAAGGUUCGUCCAUGGAAUACGUGAAAAUCUGAACAAAGACCUCACAAUUUCAGUCGAAGCUGAAAAAACGAUCCUCUUUCAAAUCCAAAGCACAUGUCACCCAUUUAUCAACAGUGUCAAAAUGGCAUUGGAGAACCUGACAACUGAGCUUCAGGAACUAUAUUUGAAAUCUGAAGACAUCAAUGAAACUGUGAGGAAACUGACAGUUAAGCCACAGGAUGAACUUUUCAAGCGAGUUUUUGGAUGUGGGAAGCAGUGUCCAUUCUGUAAAGCUCCAUGUGAAGCUGGAGGAAAAGACCACGAGCUGCACAGUGCAGCUAUUCAUCGACCACAGGGUCUUGGCAGAUACAGACAUAGUACAACCAAGAAACUUGUUGAAAGACUGUGUACAACUGAUGUCCAAAGUGACACAUCAUUCUGCAAUUCAGACACUAAAGGACAGUUUCAUCCUUACAAAGAGUACACAACGUAUUAUCCAGACUGGCAGAUUCCACCAGACCCCACCAUUGAGGCUUCAGACUACUGGAAGUACAUCCUGGUGAAAUAUAAUGAUCAAUUUGCUGAAGAAUAUGGAGCCAAACCAGCAGAUGUUCCAGAUGCCUGGAAGAAAAUCUCAAAGGAAGACGCUCUGAAAGGUUUAAAAGAUGCUUUCAAUAUAAAGUGAAAGGAAAUUCUCAAGUAUUAAAAAGCAAUAGAUAUCAGAAGUUCAAAUGUACUCGAAACUACAAAGACAAAGGAGAACAUCGGCUAUCAAAGAAGACAUGAAAUGAAGUACAAAUACUCUUAGAAUAUCUAAUUUUUAACAGUUAAACUGAUUUAAUACAGGAAGCACUACAAGUGCACCAUGAAGAAAAGACCUUUCAUAGUGUUUUUUUCUAUAUCAUUAAUUCUAUAUAUAAAACAUAUAGCCGUGUUUUAAUGAGCAGUAGCACUUGCUAGAAAGAAAUGCAAACGUAUUCCAACACAAAAGGUUUCUAUAUGGUUUCAAUAGAUUAUGUUAACAUUGUCAUCAGAAUAAAAUAUAAGGGAAAACAGAGAAAAGUAAAAACCUUAACUGUUUACUUCAAAUAAAAAUAUUUUGUAUUUCUUGUUCAUUUAAGAAGUGCAAUUCAUCACAAAAAACUUUUUACAAUUUGCAAGUUUCUUCAUGUUUAUUUUUUUUGCUUUUUUUGUACACAUAUUGUUUUUCAAAGAGUAAUUAUUUUCCAGUUUGCUUUUCAGUACCAUUUUCAGUCAUUUAUCUUCCUGCUGUUAGAAAAUAUGUCCACAACAGGCAAUGAAAAUGUAAAGGUGAAAAUGUAGAGCCAUCCUUGUAAGUAAAUAUAUUUUUACUGUAUACAUGUUGAAACAUGAUUAGAAAAUUACUACUACUUCUACCAAAACUGUGUUUGUAAUUUGUUCAUGUGUGAAAGACAUCGAUGUAUCAAACAUAUUUACCAAGGCAGGGCAAUGUUCUACAUAUUCGGAUUUGUUGUACAAUUAAUUUAAACAAACUGAAAAUUAUUUUAUCUGAGUAACAUUUUACAUUGUUUUCUGUUUUAUAUUUGAACAUAUGUUUCCUCCAUUCUUUUGACUACAUAGCAGAAACAUGAACAUAAUGAGUAAAGAAGGAGCACAGCCCACGUAAAACUGGUGUCUUUUUCACAUAUGUUUAUUUUGAUCCAUUGUCAGUUAUAUUUUUGGUGGAAACAUGAUUCACUAUUUACAUGUUUUUGGAUUUUGCUUCUUAGAAUGCCAGCAAGAAAUAAGCAGAUGAAAACUAUCCUUUUAUGGCUAACUGGCAUAUUUUUUGUAAUAAUGUGCAAUGUUCCUUUGGAACUAAAUAAAUAAAUAAACCAACAACAAAAAAUGUGGCUGAUGGCCAAUAGUUCUUCACACUCUACCUGAACAUUACAGGUGAUCUCAACAACCACCUUCUAUCAGGACCUCCAGUGUAAAAAGAGGAGCUUCAGAUUCAGACACUCAGACUUCGUAAUACAAACAAAGAAGGAAAUACUUACAGAGAAACUACAAUACAGUUGAAAACAGUUAUUUACAUACACUAAAUAAAAUGACAAACACAUUUUUUCUCACUGUUAAAUCAGACCAAACACUUCUUGUUUUAACUUAGUUGAAAUUGUUUUUACUUGCUAAAUGCUAGAAAACUUGGAGAGAAAACUUUUUUUUUAAUUUGUAGCUUAGAAUUUAAAAGUUUACACACAUUUGGCAUGUAAACCAAAUUUAUGUAACUUGGGUUAAAUUUGGGGUAAACCAAGUAAACCCACCUAAAGACAUCAGCCAGGAAGUAAGUUUAGUUAAACUUACUUUAACCCAAGUUAAACCUUUUGGGUUUAAACUUCAACAAACUUCUGAUAGGUGAACUGAAACAUUUGAGUUAAUUGGAGUCACACCUAUGGAUGUAUUUUAAGGCCACAACUUAAACACAAUGCUUUCUUGUUUGACACAAUGGGAGAGUCACAAGAAAUCAUCCCAGAUAUCAGGAAGAGAAUUGUCCAGCUGCUGCAAUUUGCACAAUUCUUCCUUGCUGAAAGGCCGCGCAGCGAGGAAGAAGCCUUUGCUUAUAAAGAAACUUAAAAAUCCCGAUUUCCAUUUGCAGAUACACACAGGGCCAAAGAUACUCAUUUUUGGAGAAAUGUCCUGUGGUUCAUUGAAACUGAAGUGGAAGUAUUUGGCCAUAAUGACUAUUGUUACAUUUGGAAGAAAAAAUGUUAUAAUUAAGCCACCUUAACUGUCAAAUCUGGGGGUGGCAGCAUCAUGUUGUGAGGGCUGUAGGAUUAUACAAUGGAAUAAUCCAUGAUAACAUGGAUUAUCCAGCUUAGAUUAACACCAAGAAAUUCUGGCUUGAUUUGUAGUGACAGCUGAAGCUUUUUGAUUCGCUGAGUUUUCUUUGUGUGAAAAGAAACUGAACUCCCAGAAAACCGUUAACUGACAGCUUCUCCCCUUUUCCCGUUGCUGUCUGUGACUGCGGUAUGUAAUCAGCUCUGUGGUUUUUUCCAAGUAUUAUAUUUUAACAUAUAUUUUAGACAAAUCUGAUAAUAUACAGUGUUUCACAAGUAAUUUUGCUAUGUUUUGUAUAUGAUUUUAACUGUUAUCAUUAUUAAUGUUAUCCAUUUUAGCUAUGUUUAAUUUUACAAAUGUUAUCUGCUAUUAACUGCGGUCACCUGCUGAUAACUGCUCAUGGGAGCUAUUGCUUUGUAGUUUUUUGGGGGCCAUUUACUGUAUUUUAUUUCAUGUAUAGGGGCAGAAGCUGCUGAAUCGUAGUUAACCACCAACUCGAUUUUUUAUAUGUUUCAGUUAUCAACUAUGGUAGUCUUUGAAUGUUACAUGUGUGAUUUUAUUUCCUGUUAAAAUAUGUGUUCAUUGUUAUUUAUGUUAUAGAUGAGAUUAGCUAUGUGGAUUAAUUGUAUGAAUUUACUUGAAAUGCCACUACACGAUCAAAAUGGCCCCUUUUCCUGUUGCUGUCUGUGACUUUGGGGCAGAAGUUGCUGGUUGAAGUUAACCACCAACUCGAUUUCCUGUCUGUCAGAAUAAAUACAGUAAACCUGAAUGUGUCUGUCGUGAAGUCAACCUACUGGACCUGCGACGAACAAAGGAGGGUUUCAUAAACAGGCAGCUCAACUAUUUGACUGUCA